UAAUGAUGAUGAAGCAAGGAAAUACACAUCUAAUUCAAGAAUGAUAGAGAUUCAAAUGACCAUGUCUGAGAGAGCAAUAGAACUCCUGUCUCUUCCCGAAGACACUCCUUCCUUCAUUUUGGAUAUUGGUUGUGGUUCUGGUUUGAGUGGGGAAGCUCUGACAGAGCAAGGUCAUCACUGGGUAGGAAUGGAUAUCAGUUCAAGCAUGUUAGAUAUAGCUAUAGAGAGAGAAGUCGAUGGUGAUGUUUGUCUGGCAGAUAUGGGUCAAGGCAUCUUCUUCAAACCAGGGACAUUUGAUGGUGCAAUUAGUAUAUCAGCUCUUCAGUGGCUUUGCAAUGCGGACAAAAAGUCACAUCACCCUCCGAAAAGGUUAUACAAAUUCUUCUCGACCCUCUAUGGAGCUCUGAGGAGAGGUAGUAAAGCAGUCUUCCAAUUUUAUCCAGAGAACCCCAGUCAGCUGGAGUUGAUCACAUCACAGGCAAUGAGGGCAGGCUUCACAGGAGGACUGGUGGUAGAUUUUCCCAACAGCACAAGAGCAAAAAAGAUGUUCUUAUGUUUAUUUGCUGGAGUUAGUAAUCCAACGCUGCCCAAGGCUCUUGGUACAGGUAACGACAGAGGUGUCCCUACCCAGGCAUCCUUCACAGAUUCUCGUAUGCGGUAUAGAAACAUGAAGGGAAAGAGUGUAAAGAAGAGUAGAGAAUGGAUCAAGGAGAAGAAAGAACGAAGGAGGCGACAAGGAAAAGGAGAGGUGAGGCCAGACUCCAAGUAUACAGGAAGGAAACGAUCAGGAAAAGCCUUCUGAGAUUGCCAAUUUGAGGACUUACUCCCGAGUUUGCCACUUUGAGGAAUGAUCUCUUUCACAGCUGCAUUCAGAAAUAGCAUGCUUACAGACAGUGCUUUUUAUCAUGAUGAGAGUUCAAGGAUGAACUGAUGGAAUAUUUUAAAGUGGAGAAAUUUUGCGGAUAUUCUCCGGAGGCAUUUGCUUACGUUUAUCAAGGACUCUUUCAUCAGUGUGUACAGGAAUACCAUUCUUGCAGAUGAUGCUAUUCUUCUAGAUCUUGAUAUGGAGGAACUAUUAAGGGGAGAUGUUUUGUGGAUGUUCUCCAGAAAUACUGUCUCAAGUUAAUCCAGGAAUUCUCUCUUUAAACUGCAUACAGAAACUGCACCUUUAUAGAAAAUGUUUAAUCAGAGAUCAAGGUAUUGGUGAGCUGAAGGGGAGAUAUUCUGUGGAUAUGCUUCAGCGAUGCAUUUCCAUUAGUCCUGAAGUCUAUUUGGUUUUGAAAAAAGUAGGCAACUUUUAUGAGAGAAACAUAUCAAUGAAGGGUUGAUGAAAACUCUUCACAAGAUUAACAGAGAACUUGAUGGAUUUUCAAAGCUUUGAUUUGUGAUAAUACCUGCAAGUCGCACCCCAAUAUGUAAUGCGCUAUUAAAUUGUACACAGAUCUUGUAUGAUAUCAUGUUUUAAUGCACUUGCAAAGGACUUGGACAUUAUUAUCUCUGCUUUAGCCUUGCGGCCUUUUACAGCACACAAGCAUUUCAAGAAGUAAAUAAUAUAAUAUUGAAUAUAUGAUAAGAUCAUUCAUAUAUCAUCAGCCACAUUUCCUACAUGCUUUUAUGAGUGAAAAAAUAUACUUUUAAACCCUGUGAAAAAUUAUAAUUUAGGAAUUAAUGGAAUUUUUAUUACAUGACAUAUGGGGCUGCUACUUGCAUGUGUUUCAUGUACAAGGGAUCCCUUUUGAUACAAGAUUCAUAUGGUCACCAAUAGAAAAGAUGGAAUUGUCAAUUCACAACCUCAAGGCCAUGGCCCAUUGCAAGAAGAAUUGCAACUCAAGAAAUCAACUACGAGUACUUAAUUAUCAACCAAUCAGAAGUAUGUAUUUGGAACUUGCACUUGAUGUUUUUGCAAUAGACCACUGAUCUUUUGUGUUAACAAUGAUGGAUGAGAAUAUUUAUCUUUGAUGCAUGCCAAUAAAUGUAUGUUUAUGAUUUUAAUACUUAUAUAUAUUUAUUAACUAGAGCACAUAAAAUAAUCGAACAUGAAGUAUAUAUUUUACUGAGCUCAUGGGGAAUUAAUGUUCUUCAAAUUCAAGCCUCUCUUAGUUUUAGUACCCCCCUCCCUGCCCCCCCCCACCUGCUAAAAAUGGUGCUGGUUAUUAUUCCAGUUUAUUACUACAUUAUAUCAAUGUGUAUGCUAAAAAUCGUUUUGAUGUGGAAACUGGAUAACAUGAAGGAAAAAAAAACAUGUUUUAGCAGAUGUAUUUUGCAAUUUUACAUUUUUUAAACUGUAUUAUUGCUUUUUAGUAUAAUACCAUUUCUC
Messenger RNA from Lytechinus pictus (painted urchin), 2317 nucleotides. Its product is annotated as probable 18S rRNA (guanine-N(7))-methyltransferase. The transcript is spliced from 9 exons. Gene Ontology annotation, cellular component: nucleolus. Gene Ontology annotation, molecular function: rRNA (guanine) methyltransferase activity. The record is from RefSeq and is a predicted model, not a curated record. Gene Ontology annotation, biological process: rRNA (guanine-N7)-methylation. The coding region runs from base 41 to 802 and encodes 253 amino acids. NCBI's taxonomy places the organism in Eukaryota, Metazoa, Echinodermata, Echinoidea, Temnopleuroida, Toxopneustidae.